UUUUUUUAAUUUUUAAACACACUUGUCAAACAAUUUGUUUAGGAGUGCGGCUUAGCCGAAUUUCUUCAAGUUUCUCGUAAUUUACCGAGAAUUUCACGUUUUAAACAAGUGUAAAACAUGGCUUCUCUAGCAGCAGCGCAAGUGCAGGAAGUGCGCUCCAUAACGCGCAUAGAGCGUAUAGGGGCACACUCGCAUAUCCGAGGAUUGGGUCUGGAUGAUUCUCUGGAGCCCCGCGCCGUGUCACAGGGCAUGGUGGGCCAAAAGACCGCAAGGAAGGCUGCGGGCGUCGUGCUUCAGAUGAUUCGAGAAGGCAAAAUAGCCGGACGAGCUGUGCUAUUGGCUGGACAGCCUGGCACUGGCAAGACAGCCAUCGCCAUGGGCCUGGCGCAGGCGCUGGGGCCUGAUACACCCUUCACAAGCAUGGCAGGAUCUGAGAUCUAUUCCCUAGAAAUGAGCAAAACAGAAGCUCUGACACAAGCCAUCAGGAAGUCUAUUGGCAUCAGAAUCAAGGAGGAGUCAGAAAUCAUCGAAGGUGAAGUGGUGGAGGUGGUGGUGGACCGCUCGGCCGGCGGCGCGGCUCGCGUCGGGCGCCUCACGCUCAAGACCACGGACAUGGAGACCAACUACGACAUGGGCGCCAAGAUGAUCGACUCCAUGCUAAAAGAGAAGGUACAAGCGGGAGACGUGAUCACCAUAGAUAAGGCUACGGGCAAGAUCAACAAGCUCGGACGCAGCUUCGCACGCGCCAGAGACUACGAUGCCACAGGCCAGCAAGCGCGUUUCGUGCAGUGCCCGGAAGGCGAGCUGCAGAAACGCAAGGAAGUUGUCCACACGGUGACCUUACACGAGGUUGACGUCAUCAACUCCCGCACUCACGGAUUCCUCGCACUUUUCUCCGGCGACACCGGCGAGAUCAAAUCUGAGAUUCGCGAGCAGAUCAACAGCAAAGUGGCAGAAUGGCGCGAGGAGGGCAAGGCGGAGAUGAUACCCGGAGUCCUCUUCAUUGACGAGGCCCACAUGUUGGACAUCGAGUGCUUCUCGUUCCUAAACCGCGCCCUGGAGUCCGAAACAGCGCCCGUCGUCAUAAUGGCGACCAACCGCGGGAUCACCCGCAUCCGGGGCACCACUUACAAGAGCCCCCAUGGAAUACCGCUCGACCUGCUUGACAGGGCCAUCAUAGUGCCUACGCAGCCCUACGACCACAAAGAUCUGAAGGAGAUCCUUAACAUCAGAUGCGAAGAAGAAGACUGUCAAAUGUCAAGCGACGCUCUGACAGUGCUAGCUCGCCUCGCCACCGAGACUUCUCUCCGAUACGCCAUACAGCUCAUCACCACGGCUUCGCUGGUCGCUAAAAGAAGGAAGGCUACUGAGGUGAGCAUGGAAGAUGUGAUGAAGGUGUACUCCCUCUUCCUGGACGAGCACCGCUCGGAGCAGUUCCUCAAGGAGUACCAGGAUGAGUUCAUGUUCGAUGACGGAUCUGGUGAUGGCCCACAGCAAGCAAUGGAGGUAUCUCAGUGAAAUAGAAUUGCGACCAAAUAUUUUAAUAUGACGAUAUAGGGCAGCCAAUGUGCUAGUUUAUGUUAAUGAUUUCCCAUCUUUUAAACAAAAAGUAACAUGAUAACAUAAUAACAUUUAAUUUUUAGCACUAACGGGACGGGCCUUACGGGCACUAAAAAUGGUACUAGUUCAGCGGUGUCACUCACGAAUUCCAGCCAAUCGUGCAGUCUAACGCAACUAGUUGCGACCAAUAGCGCGCGUGAUGCGAACUCAUCAACCAAAUGCGUUGUAGCGGUGUCACACCGCUGUACUGGCCACUGUCAUGCCUCAUUAUUAUUCCCCGUAAAGCCAGUUCCAGAUAUUUAUGUCAAUGAUUUUUAGAUUUUGCAAACAUCAUCAAACGCAUUAUAUUUUUUGGAAGUCCAAAAAAUUCCUUAUUUCACCGAAGCUCUGUAUUGCCUUGUCCACGGUAAGAGUAAUGCGUGACACUAUUAUAUUGCGUGUACGUUUUAUUCAUCAUGCAAAUUCGCUGGCCCAAUAUUACAGGGUUCUAUGUUACAUUUUCAAGAUAGUUGAAAUUCGACUUAAUGUAAUUAUGACAAUGUUCAAAUUGCAAUUCGAUAAAAGUGAAACAUAGAACCCUGUAAUAUUGGGCCAGCGAAUUGUUAAGCUCUAGACAUAUUGUGACUUUAAUUGCAUCAUUGAUAGAACAAUGCAAUUAUCGUGAUUCGCGUUACUUUUUUUGGAGCUACCUAUACUCUGUAUCUUUAGGUAUUUAAAUAAAAGUAAACAAAUAAUUUGUAAAUUUUCGGGUAGUUAUAACAUUUAUUGGUUAACCAACCAAAUAUAAAACCGCCUGGAUCAGUCACUGAACGACCUGACUUUAACCUACAUUAUUUGAUCGUGUAAUGUUUUCAUCUUCCCCCAACUGGCUUAAGGAGCCAUUUGAGGGUAGAUUUUUUUUACUUUUAUUUAAAUACCUAAAGAUACAGAGCAUAGACUUUUGCAGAUUAUUCUUGUCAGAGGACAACUACUGAGUACGAUUUUUUUUUUUUAGUUCCCAAGAAGUUUGGUUUAAGUUAGAUUUAAGUUAUUAUUAACGCCAUAUUUUUAAUAAAUGGUAAA
Molecule: messenger RNA, 2622 nt
Organism: Cydia splendana
Lineage: Eukaryota; Metazoa; Arthropoda; Insecta; Lepidoptera; Tortricidae
Gene: rept
Product: ruvB-like 2
Exons: 12
Coding region: 118-1518 (466 amino acids)
Biological process (GO): regulation of transcription by RNA polymerase II; box C/D snoRNP assembly; chromatin remodeling
Cellular component (GO): NuA4 histone acetyltransferase complex; Swr1 complex; Ino80 complex
Molecular function (GO): ATP hydrolysis activity; ATP binding; DNA helicase activity
Source: RefSeq, a predicted model, not a curated record